GUGCUGACGAGAGGGACACUAAGGAUCACUGGUCAACUGUAAACACUGAACAUAACUACAAUGAAGCUCAUUUGUUUUGGUUUGCUUGCCUGCCUGGCUAUUCCUGCUCUUGGCGAUAAUCUAGUACAGUUAGCUACCAAACUAGGAGCAAAAACAUUAGUUGAGUUUGUGACAGAGGCCGGUCUAGCAGACACCCUUGCAAAUGGAGGACCCUUCACUGUGUUUGGACCAACUGAUGAUGCUUUCAACAAAUUACCAAGUAAAGUAGUAAAAAUGUUAAAAGAGGACAAAAAACUGCUAGCUGACGUACUGAAGUUCCACGUCCUGAACGGCAAAGUAUUUUCAUCACAGCUGUCCAAUGAACUUACUGCUCCUUCACUAAACCCAUUGGCUAAAGUCCGUAUCAACAUUUACCAAGGCGGAAAGGUGAUAACAGCAACCGGAAGCCCUGUAGUGUUACCAGACCAGAAUGCUACCAAUGGAGUCAUCCAUGUUAUAGAUAGAGUCAUGUUUCCUCUACCAUUAGUGUCGGUAACAGGAAUGGUAGGAAUGGAUCCUAAGUUGUCUACUCUCCUCACAGCUGUCAAGGCUGCCGAUCUCGUACAAACGCUCUCCGGCGAUGGUCCAUUCACCCUAUUUGCUCCCACAAAUGAAGCCUUCCAGAAAUUGCCCGCUGGAGUAUUGGCCAAUCUUUUAAAGAAUAAGACAGCUUUGGCCGACGUCUUGACAUAUCACGUUGUUUCUGGAACGUUCUAUAGCGCUGGGUUAACAAAUGGAAUGUCAGCAACAACAGUCGAAGGGAAACCAGUCACGAUCACCAUUAGUGGAGGAAAAGUUAUGGUUGGAAAGUCCACUGUAGAAAAAGCCGAUGAUGCAGUGUCCAAUGGAGUUGUUCAUAUCAUCGACACCGUACUUAUUCCACCUGCCCUUAGAUCAACAAUUCUUCCAUGAAGAAAUCCUUGAUGCAGUGAAGAGUAUUACUCACAUUUGUAAUUUAUCAAUUCUUCAAUGAAGUGAAUGUACAGUUUUUAUUUAUAUUAAAAUGACUUUUGUUAUAUAA
This is a messenger RNA of Mytilus californianus (California mussel), 1060 nucleotides long. RefSeq names its product protein sll1483-like. Gene Ontology annotation, biological process: extracellular matrix organization; cell adhesion. Gene Ontology annotation, cellular component: extracellular matrix. Bases 61 to 951 code for a protein of 296 amino acids. The record is from RefSeq and is a predicted model, not a curated record. Gene Ontology annotation, molecular function: cell adhesion molecule binding. The transcript is spliced from 5 exons. NCBI's taxonomy places the organism in Eukaryota, Metazoa, Mollusca, Bivalvia, Mytilida, Mytilidae.